Penicillium atrosanguineum is the source of this 1518-nucleotide messenger RNA. RefSeq lists its product as uncharacterized. Lineage: Eukaryota; Fungi; Ascomycota; Eurotiomycetes; Eurotiales; Aspergillaceae. The coding region runs from base 1 to 1518 and encodes 505 amino acids. The transcript is spliced from 2 exons. The record is from RefSeq and is a predicted model, not a curated record.
AUGGCAAAGAAUCCUCAUUCAAGCUCUCCUCUCUCAUCGAGCUUUGCAACAUUGGUCCAACGAACAUUGGAUCGAUGGCACGUACCUGGAAUGGCUAUCGCCGUGGUGGAUGGUGAAGACACAUGGGCGGAAGGUUACGGAUUUGCGAGUAUGCCUUCCACGCCAGUCACCCCCUCGACUCUCUUCUACGCGGGCAGUACGACCAAAGCCUUCACCGCGGCUAUGCUAGCCAAACUUGCUGAGGAUCCCGCGACAAAGAUCCGAUGGGACACACCCAUCAGCCAACUACUUCCCGGGGACUUUGCUUUACAUGAUAAAUGUGCCGGGGACCAGAUUACCGUUGAAGAUGCGCUGUCACAUCGGACGGGGCUCCCGUCUCACGACCACGCCAGCUCUCGCACCAGCGUCCGCGAGAACGUCCGUCGGCUCGCCCACCUUCCGCUGACAGCCAAGAUUCGUACUCGAUAUCAAUACAACAAUCUCAUGUACGUGGUGGCCUCGCAUAUUAUCGAGACUGAGACGGGCCAAUGGCUGGGCGACUGUCUGGCCCGCUCUUUCUGGAGGCCACUCGGGAUGACCGACACUUACUUCGCCUUGGAUGAUGCGCGAGCGGCCCCCGUAACCCUGGCCCAUGGCUACUGCUACUCCACCCAUGGCGACGAAACCGUCAAUGAGAAAAGCUACCACGAAGUAGACUGGAUGCCAGUGGAGGAGCUCUCCGGUGCCGGGGCGAUCAUCACUAACGUCCUCGAUUACGCCAAGUGGGUGCGUGCUUUACUCCACCCGCAAACGUUGGCCGAGAAGCAUAUCUUUCGGAGUCCAGAGACGGUGCACCAACUAUGGCAGCCGCGGACCCUGAUGCCAGCGGAGGGCCCCUUCACGGGUCCCAGGGCGUAUGCUCUAGGCUGGAGGACGGGAGUCUACCAGGGGGUUCAGAUCUAUGAGCAUAGCGGUGGCAUGAAUGCAUUCGGCGCGCAGCUUCUUCUCAUCCCCGAAUUCCAGUUUGGCGUUAUCAUAUUGGCGAAUACAGCGCAGACCUCCAAUUUCGCCGCCCAGUUCCUCGCGUAUCAUCUUCUCGACGAACGGCUCGGGGUCCCCGGGCAGCAGAGGUUCGAUUGGGAUCGGAGAAACUGGUCACUGAUCGAGCAAGAAAAACAACGGGCGGCGGACAAAAUCAACUAUCGUCCACCGAUUGUUCUUCCGCUCAUGUUACCAUUGGACGAAUAUGCUGGCACGUACACUCACGCGGGUUAUAAGGAUGUCACUGUGUACUUAGACAGCGAAGGUGUCUUGCGCGCCGAUCGGAAGGACAUGACAUGGCCAGAAGCGAUCACGUUCCAGCAUGUGACUGGGGAGCAUUUCUUGAUGCUUUCGGCACACCACGACGAUUUUGGGGCUUUUUGCCCCGAGGUCUACGAGGCUGAGUUUCGACUUAGCGUUGAAGGAAAGCCCUGGACCUUGGGGAUUGCCUGGGAGAGAGAAAUGGAAGGUGAAAAGAUUUGGUUUGUGAGGAACUAG